AUGUUUGACUGAGUUUCUAGAUUGUUUAUAAUUAGAUUAAUUAGAUUAAUUUGAUAGUCUUUUUUUAAUUUUGUUUCUUCAUGUUAACCUGUUUAGUUGAUAGAAUUUGAAUUAUAAUCUUGACUUGUGUUGGUUCCGUUUUGAAAUAAUGGUUGUGAUUGUGAGUCAAUUUCCAAUACCUGAAGGUAAAAGUGGUCAAGAAAUUGUUGAUCGUUUAAUUAAACAAUUUGAAUCGAUGCAAUUCCAACGUGUUGGUAACUUUGUCGUUGAUUGUGAAACGUAUUAUUCAGCACCAAUCAUCAAUCCACCCAGAGUAUUGAACAUUAUCCACAACUCCGAAUAUCCUGCCACAUGUUUUGCUCAACUUGAUACUGGAACCAUUUUGAGAGCUGAUUCAUAUUUCGACGCCAUGAUGGUUGUCAUGAAUGGUGUUUAUCAAGCCAAGAGAGGAAAUAAGAUUGAAUGUAAAGGACCCAAAUUCCAGAAAGGUGAUUUCAUCGUUAGAAUUGGAUCUGUUUCUAUUGGCCCUUCUUUCAGAGGGAUUCUUGUUGAGAUAGAGUAUGGACCCUGUUCUGUUCCCAUUUACUGUUGGGAUCUAUUGAAAGAAUUCAUUAAAACAUUCAUGAGAGUUCCUAAAGAACCUCCUCCAUAUUACAAGAACCGAAUGACUGAUGUCUGCACUCCGGUUGAUACCAUUUCUCAAUACAAUAUUCAUUUCUCCAAUUAUCGGAAGAUGACACUGAUUAGUUCAUGUCCACCACCCAAUCCAUCAGCACCGAAAGGUCCAAAUAAUAACGAUGGCAAUCAUAAUGGAAACAGUGGCGAUCAAAACAAAAGUCAACCCGGUGAUGGAUCAACAAGUGAAAUAAUUAUCGCCAAUGUGUAAAAAUUUACAUUUAAUUUUUAGCUUCCUUUCAGGUGGUUUUAGCUUCAAUUCACUUAAUCGAUUUAUAUUAAUCUCUUUAAUAUUUCUUGAUGAUAAAACUCUUAAACCACUUUA
Panonychus citri (citrus red mite) is the source of this 1000-nucleotide messenger RNA. Its product is annotated as mediator of RNA polymerase II transcription subunit 20-like. The record is from RefSeq and is a predicted model, not a curated record. The coding region runs from base 149 to 886 and encodes 245 amino acids. Gene Ontology annotation, molecular function: transcription coactivator activity. The transcript is spliced from 2 exons. Gene Ontology annotation, biological process: regulation of transcription by RNA polymerase II. Lineage: Eukaryota; Metazoa; Arthropoda; Arachnida; Trombidiformes; Tetranychidae. Gene Ontology annotation, cellular component: mediator complex.